AUGUCGCAGUGCGAUGUAAUUGUGUCAGACGGCAUUCCGACGAAAAGUGUCAUUGACCAUGUUGUUUUAUCUGAACUUGCGCUCUUCCGUCGACCGUUGAAAGUCGUUAGCCUUGGUUCUUCGGCCUGGGCUCAGAGAUAUCGGAUUGAUGUCGAAGCUCAGGAAGAGACAGAUAGCUAUUUCAUGAAGAUAUCAUUUGGGGAUCAUGGUAGGCAAGCUCUCAAGGGAGAAUUCGAAUCUACUUUGGCAAUCCACAACAUCGUCGGAAGCUUCACUCCCAUGCCAAUCAGAUGGGGAUCCUUCAAAGCUCUUGCAGGAGCACAUUAUUAUAUCUGUCGUUUCUACGACUUUGCGGAACAUGCUCUCAAGCCAGCAGAGUUUUGCCAGGAGAUCGCCUUUCUCCAUUCGAGCAGCGAUUCGCCAAGCGGCAAAUUCGGGUUUCACCUUGUGACAUACAACGGCGACCUGCCUCAGGAGAAUGGCUACACUGACACGUGGGAGGAAUUCUUCACGAUUGGAUUGAGGCACAUGAUAAAUAUGAACCUAGAACGUGGUGGGCCGUGGCCUGAGCUGGAAGGCUUAGAUACUGUUAUGAUUGACAAAGUGAUCCCCCGCUUGUUAAGGCCAAUGGAAACAGGAGGGCGGUCCAUCAAGCCAUCCCUCGUCCAUGGAGACCUGUGGUGCGGAAAUGCCGCAGUCGAUUCAGCCACAGAACAGCCGCUGAUAUAUGAUCCUGCGAGCUUUUAUGCGCACAAUGAGUACGAAUUGGGCAAUUGGCGUCCUGAGCGAAAUGGGUUUGACAGAAGCUUCUUUGAUGCUUAUCAUUCUAUUAUUCCAAAGACUGCCCCAACAGAGGACUACGAUGACCGGAAUGCACUGUAUUCGAUGGUGGUUGAAGAAAUGAGACGUCUCGUUGCAAAGUACCCGGGAGGCUACGAGGAGUACGCCAAAAUGUCCUGUGACAACUUAUAA
Molecule: messenger RNA, 972 nt
Organism: Aspergillus vadensis CBS 113365
Lineage: Eukaryota; Fungi; Ascomycota; Eurotiomycetes; Eurotiales; Aspergillaceae
Product: Ketosamine-3-kinase
Exons: 6
Coding region: 1-972 (323 amino acids)
Source: RefSeq, a predicted model, not a curated record